CCCCCUCCGUGCGACCGGAAGUGACGACUGGGUUGGGGGGGGGCCCGCGGUGCGGCGGGGAGGCCGCGGGGCCGGCAGCGAGCGGCGGCGAUGGCGGAGGAGGGAAAAGGCGGUUACAGCGAACACGAUGACCGCGUGGGCGGCCGAGGUUUUUCCGGGCGCCGGAGAAAAGGCCGCGGUCCAUUCCGUGGGAAGAUGUACAGCGAAAUGAACCAUCGGCCCCGCAGCCGCGGCGGCUCCGAGCUCCGACCGCGUCAGGACGACGACGACGGAGACGUCCCCAUGAGCGAAGCCCACGAGGGGCCUCGGGGCCGAUACCUUCCCUACGGCCCUCGGCCCAACCGCAACCCCAACAUCCACAUCACGGUCCGACGGGACCCCAACGCCGAGCGCGGUGGCGGCGGUGGCAGCAGCCGCGAGGGCGGACGUAGGAAUUGGUUUAAGAUCACGAUUCCCUACGGGAAGAAAUACGACAAAUCGUGGCUGCUGAGCUCCAUUCAGAACCUCUGCAGCGUUCCCUUCACCCCCGUCGAGGUGAGGCCGUGGAUCCCACCCGGAAAGGGGGGAAAAUGGGGGAGAAGGGGCGAAAAGGGGGUGUAA
Cuculus canorus (common cuckoo) is the source of this 600-nucleotide messenger RNA. Its product is annotated as nuclear RNA export factor 1. Lineage: Eukaryota; Metazoa; Chordata; Aves; Cuculiformes; Cuculidae. The record is from RefSeq and is a predicted model, not a curated record. Gene Ontology annotation, biological process: poly(A)+ mRNA export from nucleus. The transcript is spliced from 4 exons. Gene Ontology annotation, cellular component: cytoplasm; nucleus. Gene Ontology annotation, molecular function: RNA binding. The coding region runs from base 91 to 600 and encodes 169 amino acids.